AUGCAUGAGCGUACGCCCCCCUCAACUCCCCAAGACACAGAGGCCGACACAACCGUCGAAGAAACCACCGAGCCAGUCCUCCAACUAGCCCGCACAUUCUCUCUAACUCGUACAUUCUCCGCCCUCUCAACCAACACCAACCCAUUCGUCGCUCAAGAUUCCCGCCUUGACCCCAAGUCCCCAGACUUCCAACCUGAAUCAUGGGUCAAAGCUCUCCUUCACGCUUUUUCCAAAGACCCGAGUAAGCAUCCGCGGUAUACAGCUGGCGUAUCCUGGCGCAAUCUUAGUGUGCAUGGAUUCAGCGAUCCGACUGAGUUUCAGAAAGAUGUCUUCAAUGUUAUUUGGAGAAGUCCCCUUGCUGCGCUUGAUUGGUUUGCGAAGAGGAAGCAGAAGGUCAAGAUUAUCUCGGAUUUUGAUGGGCUUGUUAAGAGUGGAGAGUUGCUUCUUGUUCUGGGUCGUCCGGGGAGUGGCGUUUCUACACUUCUCAAGACAAUCGCUGGACAUACUCACGGGCUACAUCUCGACGACGCAUCCGAGUUCAACUACCAAGGUAUCCCUUGGGAUCUAAUGCACCGCAACUUCAGAGGAGAAGUAAUCUACCAAGCCGAAACAGACAUCCACUUCCCCCAACUGACCGUCGGCGAUACCCUCCUCUUCGCAGCCCUCGCCCGCACGCCCCAGCAUAUCGUCGCCAACAUAUCCCGCCACGUCUACGCUGAACACAUGAGAGACGCUGUGAUGGCCAUGUUCGGUAUCUCCAACACCCUCAACACCAAAGUAGGAGAUGAUUUUGUUAGAGGUGUUAGUGGCGGUGAGAGAAAGAGGGUUAGUAUUGCAGAGGCGAUUCUGAACCAGAGCGCCAUUCAAUGUUGGGAUAAUAGCACGAGGGGACUGGAUAGUGCCACGGCGUUGGAGUUUGAGUUCGAUAAAGUCCUCCUCCUGUACGAAGGCCGCCAGAUCUUCUUCGGCCCGACAAGCGAAGCGACACGAUACUUUACCACGAUGGGCUUCGAAUGCCCUCCGCGCCAAACAACCGCCGACUUCCUAACAUCCCUCACGAACCCCGAUGAACGGAUCGUGAGACCUGGCUUUGAGAAUAAAGUACCUCGCAGUCCCGAUGAAUUUGCCGACGAGUGGAGAAUGAGCCAGCAUAGGGCUUCGCUUCUCAGUGAUAUCGCUGCAUUUGAGAUCCAGUAUCCUCUCGAUGGUAAACAAGUUGAGACUCUGAAGGAUAUUAGAAGGGCCCAGAAGGCUAAAUUUACAUCUGACAAAAGCCCCUUUACCAUCUCGAUCCCGAUGCAGAUCCAGCUGUGUAUUGGUCGAGGUGUCAAGAGACUUCUCGGUGACAAGACCUUCUUCGUUGUUACGAUUGCAGUCAACUUUGUCAUGUCGCUUGUUCUUGGCAGUGUUUACUUCAACCUACCUAGCACGGCCGAGGCUAUGAACCAACGGGCCUCGGUAAUCUUCUUCGCUAUAUUGUUCAACGGCCUCAGCAGUGCUCUGGAAAUCCUUGCUCUCUAUGUCCAGCGCCCGAUCGUCGAGAAGCACGCAAGAUACGCUUUAUACCGCCCUCUUUCCGAGUCCGUCUCUUCCAUCAUCUGCGAUCUACCAUCCAAGAUCAUUUCAACCCUCGCCUUUAAUAUUCCGUUAUACUUUAUGGUGCACCUCCGUCGCGAUGCCUCAGCCUUCUUUAUCUUUCUCCUCUUCGGUUUCACCACUACCAUGACAAUGUCGAUGAUCCUUCGAACCAUCGCCCAGUCUUCCAAGACAGUCCAUCAAGCCCUCGUCCCCGCUGCCAUCUUCAUCAUCGGCUUGGUCAUCUACGCUGGAUUCGUCCUCCCUAUUCGAAGCAUGAAGGGUUGGCUCAGAUGGAUCAACUACGUCAACCCAAUCGCUUACGCUUACGAAUCUCUGAUUGCGAAUGAGUUCUCGGGUAGGUCUUUUGGAUGUCAGACAAUGAUACCUUCUGGUCCGGGGUACGAGAAUAUCGAGCCGAUGCAGCGAACAUGUUCCGUUGCUGGUGCUCUGCCAGGUCGAGGUUAUAUCGACGGUGACUUUUUUAUUGGAACUGUUUACAGAUACUACUACUCGCACCUUUGGAGGAACUACGGCAUCCUGAUCGCUUUCAUCAUCUUCUUCACCUUCACCUAUCUCUUUGCGGCGGAGUACUUCUCACCUGAAGCCUCCAAGGGUGAGAUCCUGGUAUUUCGCAAGGGCCAGGGCCCUCAGCGCAAAGGGGCAUCAGACGAAGAAGCCGUCAGUUCAGAUUGCCAGCCUCCGCGAGCGGCUAGCGACGACACGGUAAACCCACCGACUGAGAAACCAUCAAGUUCUUCGACGUUUUGCUGGAGGAAUGUCUGCUAUGAUGUGAAGGUGAAGGGGGAGACGCGCCGCAUUCUCUCGGACGUUUAUGGUUGGGUUCAACCAGGAAAACUGACUGCUUUAAUGGGUGCCACUGGAGCUGGCAAGACCACGCUUCUCGAUGUGUUAGCUGAUCGGGUCACCAUGGGUGUCAUCACUGGCGACAUCCUUGUGAAUGGACUACCUCGAGGCAAGUCAUUCCAGAGAACCACGGGAUACGUGCAGCAGCAAGACAUCCACCUCGAGACAUCUACCGUUCGGGAGGCCCUCCGUUUCAGUGCAGUUCUCAGACAACCGACUGCCAUUUCCAUGCAAGACAAGAUUGACUAUGUUGAAGAGGUGAUCAACUUAUUGGAGAUGGGUCCUUAUGCAGAUGCUGUUAUCGGAGUUCCAGGUAAAGGUCUCAACGUAGAGCAAAGGAAGCGUCUUUCCAUUGGUGUCGAGCUAGUCGCCAAACCCGAAGCCCUCAUCUUUCUUGACGAACCUACCUCUGGCCUCGAUAGUCAAACAGCAUGGGCAAUUGUAUCCCUUCUCAAGAAGCUCGCGGACCACGGGUUAGCUAUCCUGUGUACCAUCCACCAACCAUCCGGCAUCAUCUUUCAGCAAUUUGACCGACUCUUACUUCUGGCAAAAGGUGGCAGGACUGUUUACUUUGGCGACAUUGGUGAUAAUACCACCGCCCUGACUGGAUACUUUGAGAAGCAUGGUGCUGUACCUUGCCGAUCAGAGGAGAAUCCUGCUGAGUGGAUGCUGCAUGUGAUUGGUGCUGCACCGGGUGCUCAUACGGAUCAUGACUGGGUCGAGACGUGGAAGGCUAGCUCUGAGUUCGACGGUGUGCAGAAGGAGCUUGGCAACUUAAGUCAGUCGAGGCAUGUCUCUAGCGAAGCAGACACAGAGGAUACCUCUUACGCUGCUUCGAGUCUUUUCAUCGGCCUCUCUUUCCAGAACUCCCCACUCUCUCUCCAAGGUCUCCAGAACCAACUCUUCUCGAUCUUCAUGCUCCUCGUAAUCUUCGCAUUCUUAACCUACCAAACCAUGCCCGGUUUCGUCACCCAACGCACGCUGUACGAAGGCCGUGAAAGCUCUUCCAAAACAUAUGCUUGGUAUAACCUUAUUCUCGCCAACACGGUCAUCGAAAUGGCUUGGAAUUCUGUGGCAUCUUUGGUAGUCUAUCUUCCGUUUUACUUUCUCGUUGGUAUGUAUGAUAAUGGUCGUAUUACGGAUACACAGCAUGAAAGAGGAUCCUUCAUGUUUCUCUUGACGUGGGCUUUUAUGGUGUAUGAGGGGACUUUCUCGCAUAUGUGUGUCGCUGGGGCGCCGACUGCUGAGGUUGGAGCGACCUUUGGUUUGUUCCUGUUUAUGAUGUCUCUUGUGUUCUGCGGUGUUCUCGUCCCAUAUUCGGGCCUCCCCGGAUUCUGGACCUUCAUGUACCGUGUUUCCCCGUUGACAUACCUCAUCGGUGCCAUGAUCUCGAACGGCGUCGGUAGGCAAGAGGUCACCUGCUCAGAAAUUGAGUUUCUGCAGUUCCAAACUCCAGCGAACCUCACUUGCGGUGAGUAUGUCGGACAGUUCGUUCAGGCGGUGGGCGGUGCGCUAUCAAACCCAGGAUCGAACCAGACUUGCCUCUACUGUCCGAUUGCGUCAACCGAUACAUACCUUGGAACUCUCAGUAUUCGAUACAGUGAGAGAUGGAGAAACUUUGGUCUGCUGUGGGCCUUUAUUUUGUUCGAUAUCGUUGCAGCAUUAGGAGCAUAUUGGUUGAUCAGGGUGCCCAAGAAGGGAACGGGAUUAUUGUUUUGGAAGAAGUAG
Messenger RNA from Fusarium proliferatum ET1, 4170 nucleotides. RefSeq names its product putative ABC1 transport protein. The transcript is spliced from 11 exons. Gene Ontology annotation, molecular function: ATP binding; ATP hydrolysis activity; ABC-type transporter activity. Gene Ontology annotation, biological process: transmembrane transport. NCBI's taxonomy places the organism in Eukaryota, Fungi, Ascomycota, Sordariomycetes, Hypocreales, Nectriaceae. The record is from RefSeq and is a predicted model, not a curated record. The coding region runs from base 1 to 4170 and encodes 1389 amino acids. Gene Ontology annotation, cellular component: membrane.